Culex pipiens pallens (northern house mosquito) is the source of this 855-nucleotide messenger RNA. RefSeq lists its product as uncharacterized. Lineage: Eukaryota; Metazoa; Arthropoda; Insecta; Diptera; Culicidae. The transcript is spliced from 3 exons. The record is from RefSeq and is a predicted model, not a curated record. Bases 1 to 702 code for a protein of 233 amino acids.
AUGACAGUUAAGAACUGUUUUUUUCACUUGCGGAACCGAUCCUCGCAACAACCUUCCCCGCAAUCCACCAGCAAUCUGUGCAAGAAGCCCAGUGCGGAUCUGCGCUCCGACCCAGAAAUUGCCGACAAGACCACCGACUGCCUCGGACUUGGGAUUUCACCGGAGGUCGAUCCGACGGUGCGGAUUUGCGCCGGCUGUGCCGAACGCGUCAACGCACAGCACGCCUUCCGGACGCGAUACCUGCACUACAACAGUUACGUCGAGAACGGGCUGGAGGACAAGGAAGACGAGGACGUGUGCCGGUUCUGCUUGAAGGCGGAUGGCGGGGUGGCGUUGGUCGAGUUGUUUCCGGGCGGCGGCGGGAGCGUGGCGGAUGAGGUGCAAACGGUGCGGGAUUGUUUAGGGGUUGAGAUCAACAGCUGGGAUAAGUUGACGAAGAUUUGCGGAGAUUGUGUGGGCGGUGUUGAAGAGUUGGCUGAAUUUCGGGCGGAAUUUUCGUCAACAGCCGUGGACGUGACGGAUUCGUCGGAUUCGUACAGCAUUGGCAGUGAGAAUGGGGAAGGGGGUGAGGGUUUUGAGUCGGACAGUUCGACGGCGGAUAACGGGGAGAAGCGUGAGGAAAAGCGGAAGGUCACGGCACGGUCGCUGCCGUGGAUUGGAAGUGACCACGAGGUUACGAAGAUUAAAAGUCUAAAUAUUUGAAUGAAGCGGAUGAUGGAGUUCAAGCGAAGGUGAAGGCCAAUAAUGUGGAUUUACAAAAUCCUCCAGCAGAAGGGUCCCACGCGCAUCUUUAAGGUGCUUCUGCACAUGGUCAGACAAAUGACAAAUUCGGCAAAUAAAAACCGUACCCUAUGA